UAAAGCUGGAUUCUACCUCUAAGGCUGAAAAUUAAACUCUCAUGUUGUAUGUUCAUUGUCACCACUUGGAAAGAGCUGGACCCAGUCAUUGGGGGUUUACCCAUGGGCUACACAAACCACAAUGGUCAUCCUCAUCAACAGCAGCAACAUAUUCAGUGACAUCAGGUCCUAUGUUAUAGAAAAUUUGGAGGACCUGAGCACCUCCAUAAUGAUUUCUGGCUCUUUGAACCCGCCUUUGCUGAAGAUCAUCCAAGAUGCCACCACAAUUAGUCCAAUUCCCACCUCCAGCUUCCUCAGUGAAAAUGACACCAAGUGUGGGGAGCAGAUCCUUAAUUAUGGUCACAUUGAGAAGCUCGUCAUAGGAGCCAUCCUGUCUCUUAUCACUUUGCUGACUAUUGCAGGGAAUUGCCUAGUAGUCAUUUCUGUCUGCUUUGUCAAGAAACUUCGGCAGCCUUCUAACUACUUGAUCGUGUCGUUGGCUUUGGCUGACUUGUCGGUGGCUAUAGCUGUCAUGCCUUUUGUCAGUGUCACCGAUCUGAUCGGGGGAAAAUGGAUUUUCGGGCAUGUCUUUUGCAACGUGUUUAUUGCAAUGGAUGUAAUGUGCUGCACAGCUUCAAUUAUGACUUUAUGUGUCAUUAGCAUUGACAGAUACCUGGGAAUUACCCGACCUCUGACCUAUCCCGUAAGGCAGAAUGGGAAAUGCAUGGCCAAAAUGAUCAUGUGUGUUUGGCUUCUCUCUGCAUCGAUCACAUUACCUCCUCUGUUUGGUUGGGCGCAGAAUGUCAACGAUGACAAAGUCUGUUUAAUUAGUCAAGAUUUUGGCUACACCAUUUAUUCUACAGCUGUUGCCUUUUACAUUCCAAUGUCGGUCAUGCUAUUUAUGUACUACAGAAUUUUCAAAGCUGCUAAAAGGAGCGCAGCCAAACACAAGUUUGCGGGGUUCCCGCGGUCAGAAGAAAGUGAGGGGAUGAUCACUGCCAACGGAGUUGUGAAAAUGUACAAAGAAUCCGAAGAAUGUGGCAAUCUAUCAAGACUCCUGAGAAAUGACAGAAAAAACAUUUCUAUUUUUAAAAGGGAACAAAAAGCUGCUACCACCCUUGGGAUUAUAGUCGGGGCUUUCACUGUAUGCUGGCUUCCUUUUUUUAUAUUAUCAACAGCCAGACCUUUUAUCUGUGGGACAGAAUGCAGCUGCAUUCCAUUGUGGAUGGAGAGAACAUUUUUAUGGCUGGGAUAUGCAAACUCUCUGAUCAACCCUUUCAUUUAUGCCUUCUUUAACAGAGACCUGAGGACAACAUAUCGCAAUCUGUUACAAUGCAAGUACAGAAAUAUCAACAGGAAGCUGUCAGCUGCAGGGAUGCAUGAAGCUUUGAGGCUUGCAGAGAGACCUGACCAUACCCUGAAAAACUAUUCACGGGAAGAUCUCUUACAAGAGCAGUUUAUCAGCAGGCUACGCUCCUAAUCUUGGCUUAUAUUCUAUGCCCUUUCUUUCAUGCCUAUGUAAUCUUUUUAAUCUUUAAAUUAUAUUUUCCACUGUUUAAUGAUACUCUGGGGUACAGCACAUCCUUCAUACAAAUCCCAGAAAAUGAAAACUCUGGUGUGUUAAACAUGAUAAGUUAAUAAAAAUUU
Messenger RNA from Nanorana parkeri, 1626 nucleotides. RefSeq names its product 5-hydroxytryptamine receptor 7 (gene HTR7). The transcript has 3 exons. Gene Ontology annotation, cellular component: membrane; dendrite. The coding region runs from base 122 to 1459 and encodes 445 amino acids. Gene Ontology annotation, molecular function: G protein-coupled serotonin receptor activity; neurotransmitter receptor activity. NCBI's taxonomy places the organism in Eukaryota, Metazoa, Chordata, Amphibia, Anura, Dicroglossidae. Gene Ontology annotation, biological process: chemical synaptic transmission; circadian rhythm; vasoconstriction. The record is from RefSeq and is a predicted model, not a curated record.